Messenger RNA from Eruca vesicaria subsp. sativa (arugula), 970 nucleotides. Lineage: Eukaryota; Viridiplantae; Streptophyta; Magnoliopsida; Brassicales; Brassicaceae. The record is from the annotation of a GenBank genome assembly.
CAAAAACUCAGAAAAAAAAAAAGAAGAAGCAAAAACUCAGAAAUAAACUUACACAAAUAUGACAACAUCACGAUUGAUCAUGAUCUGUUUCUUGGUCGUUGUCAUAACGACAUCAUCUGGUGUUAGUUGCAAAAAAAAAAAGAAACAUCAUGGUGUUGUUGGACAAGUGAGUGGCGUCCCUGAGCCAAGCAUGGCCCCUACUGUUGGACAAGUGAGUGGCGUUCCUGAGCCAAGCAUGGUCCCUGGUGUUGUUGGACAAGUGAGUAGCGUUCCCGAGCCAAGCAUGGCCCCUGGUGUUGUUGGACAAGUGAGUAGCGUUCCCGAGCCAAGCAUGGCCCCUGGUGUUGUUGGACAAGUGAGUAGCCCUAGCCCUAGCCCUGGUGUUCCUGAGCCAAGCAUGGCCCCGGCCCCGGCCCCACAAGGACCGCCCCCCAGGAAGGACGUUGUGUUUUCUGUAGACGGAGGGCCAGUCUUGCCCAACGUUCCCUAUUACAUCAGCUUCAUGUCGGCCGACUACAACAUGUGGAUUUGCCGAAUGAAUCCAAGUUCCUCAGAUCCCAAUUCAUGCCCACACCAACCGAUAAUGUUCACUAGACCAACUAUAGCCCCCACGCCUGUUAUGUUUAUAUUACCAUCAUCAACACCAGAUACUUAUAUACGUGAAUCAACCAAGCUUAGCAUUAAGUUCGCAAACCCAAGUCAAUGCGGCGAAUCAGGGGUUUGGAGAGUAGCAAAUGGUGAAGUAGGCCUGAACGGAGUUGAGGGAAGGGAAGAUAGUUUGUUCGAAAUCCACAUGACUGACUCAUAUUACAAGUUUACUAUCGGUGAAAGUAUCUAUCCAGACGUUUAUGCAACGAGUAUCAGUUUAUCUAACAGUCGAAUUGGUAAAGAUAGGUUGAUAGCGAAGCAGCCUUCUGGAGAGAUGGAAGUUAAUUUCUUCCAACAUUAUCCACCUGAAUAUGAAUAUUAA